Molecule: messenger RNA, 5625 nt
Organism: Brassica rapa (field mustard)
Lineage: Eukaryota; Viridiplantae; Streptophyta; Magnoliopsida; Brassicales; Brassicaceae
Source: RefSeq, a predicted model, not a curated record
CCAGUCCACCUCAAGUUUGAGUAAUAGAAUAGCCGUUUGUUGCCAAAAAAAACCAGUCUGCUUUUUUCUAAAGUCGACUAUUAAUAGAGAACGUUUUAUCGACUACUAAAGUUGCCAAAGAUUACCACAAGACCUCAAAUCACACCUCUUGUGUAAUGAAAAUCGACAUACUCAAAGCUUUAGACUCGGUGCAGUGGUACUCAACUCUUUGAAAGCUAUUGGGUUCCCUGAGCUUUUUAUUCACUAGAGUCGUUUGUGUAUAUCCUCUCUAUUAUUCUUAGUUCAGGUCAAUGAUGAAUUACUAGGCUAUUUUGGUAGUAUGCGAGGGUUAUGAUAAGGAUGCUCUCCUUCAAAAUGGACGUCACGACAGUAGCCGAACAUUUUGAAUACCACCCAAAAUGUAAGAAGGUCACUCACACAUCUCUGUUUUGUGGAUGACCUUGGGAUCUUUGUAAAAGGAACGAAACAAUCUAUAGAAGGCGUCAAUAUCGGUGUUUGAUGAGUUUGCGACUUGUUCUUAAGAAUUAAUCUAGAGAAAUGAACUCUGUGGUAUAGCUAGUAUGCCUGACCAUACGAGAGAUCUCAUACUGAUCAAUUUUCCCUUUGCUAUUGGAGAGCUUUCGGUUCGGUAUCUUGGAUUGCCUUUGAUGACGAAAAGCACAAGUAAGCAGGACUGUCUGCCUUUGGUGGAGAAAUUUAAAGGGCAAGUCAGCUCUUGGACUAAUCGAUUUAUCUCCUAUGCUGGUUGACUCCAGUUAAUUGAAUUUGUUCUUGCAAGAAUUGUUAAUUUUUGGUCAUCGGCGUAUCGACUUCCUUGUCAAUACAUGAAAGAGCUCGAGUCAAAGUUUUCUGCAUUUCUUUGGUCUGGACCUGAGCUUAAUACUAAGAAUGCUAAGGUUGCAUGUAUACAUUUAUGCCAACCAAAAAGUGAGGGAGGCCUCAAGCUAAGAUCUUUAAAGGAGAUAAACAUAGUGAAUGGUCUGAAGCUGAUAUGGAGAAUGCUUUCUCAUCGAUCUUUAUGGGGAAAAUGGGUCAGCUUUUUUAAAACCUUUUGGAAAAUCAGUGAUAAAACUCAGUUUGGUUCUUGAAUGUGGAAGAAGAAAUUGAAAUUCAGAAGCGUAGCAAAACUAUUUCAUAAAAAGGAUAUUGGCAAUGACAUGUCGACUUCUUUUUGGUAUGAAAGCUGGUCUGAGAUGGGUAUUCUUUAUGAUGUUGUAGGGGAUCGUGAGAUCAUUGAUCUGGGAAUAAAAAGAAACGCCACUGUUGAUGAAAUAAUCAAAGAUGAACCCACCAUGGUUCUGGUAUCUUGCGAGAAAUGGAGGGACACACUGAUUUAUGUAGACAAAAAUAGAGUUUUGAAGAUGAGGACACACAUCUUAGGAAGAGAAGCUCAUGGUUUUAAAAAAAAAAUUCUCCACUCAGGAGACAUGGAAGCUAUUAAGAGAAGAUAAACCGAAAUGUGACUGUGGCCCAUGUGUUUGGUUUCCUCAGGCCACACCUAAAUGUACAUUCAUCAGCUGACUUGCAAUUAUCAACAAGCUUUCUACAAUUGAUCGCAUCCAUAACUGGAACAAAGGCUCUAACACUGAUUGUGUUCCCUGUCAGCAAAAUAUGGAAACUCGAAAUCAAAAAGUGCAUCAACCUCUUCAAAUUCAACAAUUAACUCAAGAGAAAUUAUGUCAAAAAUAACGUUUAAUCAAGAAAUAUCAAAAGAUCAUUUACCGCAUAUCAAUCCAGAACAUAUAUAUCAAAUAGGAACUUUUGAUUUAAAAACAGCUUACUCAAUUAAAGAACAUGAACAAACUUUGUCUCUACAAAAUGAAUUUGAAGAAAUCAAUUUAUUAUCUUCUCUAUCUUUGGAUAAAUAUAGACAAAAAUGAUUUAAUUACAUCCAUUUUCGCAUAAUCCAAAUUGCUAUAAAACUCCUAUCGAGAACAGGAAUAGACUCACCAAUAUUAAUGUUAUUAAGAGAUAAAACUCUCUUAAAAUUUGAAGAUUCUCUUCUAUGAGCCGUACAAUCAAAUUUAUGCAAUGGGGCUGCAUAUUUUAAUUGCGCUCCUAACUUUCAAGUAAGCUUGCAUGACCCAACCAUACUCAAUACUUUAACUUUAAACGUGCAGUUACCUGAAAUAAAAUUUCAAAAUGAACGACAUGGAUAUCUACUACUCUAUCGAGUCUAUUUUAAGCAAUCAACAUCCGAAUUUAACCCAAGAUGUCUAUUAAAAGAUGAUAAAGGAGAAACAACAAUUCUAGCAGUCCAUAGUAAAGAUACACCAACAGCUACAUACACACCAAAGCAAUUAAAAUGGGAUGAAAUAACUAUUCCAGAUCAAUGGAAAAUUGAAAUUACUCAACCUCCUAGAAAUUUUGAACAAAAUAAUAUAUCUACAAUAAUUGAACAGAAAGAUGGAAAAAUAUUAUUAAGGUUUGGAUCUUAUAGGGAUCCACUUCCACCUAGAAUAAGUUCAUAUCAUUCAAGAUCCUCUUUUUCUGAAUAUCGUACGGGUCAAUCCAGUACAAAUUCAUAAACAAAAAGUGUAAAUCAAAAUACUAAACAAGAUGAACCGUAAGAUUUAAAGCACCUAUAGCAGAACCAGAUCAAGAUGCGUAUCCAACAUCACCUACUCCAUCAGAUUUUAGAUCAAUAAAUGUUAUAACUAAAAAAUACGAAAUUAAUAAACAACAUAUAAAAGAAGACUUUUAUUCAAAAGAAAAUGAAGAAAAACGAAGAUGGUAUUUUAAAACUUUUUCUAAACAACAGGCCAAUGAGGAUAGAGAAAAAUGGUAUGAUACUAAAAGAAAUAAAUAUUCCAUUUUUCAUAUGGUCUGAAAUUUAUUCAAUAGCUCAUAAUAUCAAUUAUCCAUUCAGGACGAUUAAUGUAAGUACAUCAUUAAGCCAAGUAUGGAAACAAGUGGAUGGAAAUAAAAUUAAAGCAAUUCAUCCACCUUUAAAUGAUUUAAAAAUAAAUACUCUAAACCGACAAAUUUUAGUUACACCCUUUAAAAUUGGAGCUGACAAAGAUGAUAAAGAACCAGUAUUAAUGCAAGAUAUUAAAUCUAUAUAUCAACAGAACAAUUAUCAAAGUCAAAUACUACAUACAAUUUCUAAACAGAUAGAUAGCAUUGAUAAUAAAAUAAAUAUUAAUGAAAAAGGAAAAGUGGACCAACACAUUCAACACCCUUUCUCAUCAACAACCUACCCAAUCUUUAAACCAACAACAAGACAAAUCAAAUUUCUUGAAAACGAAAUUUUAAAAUCAAUCUCGACCAGAUUAGACAGGUUAGAUAAAGGUAAAGGAAUAAACACUAUAGAUGAAGAUGACAAUGAAUCUAUCCAAACCUCCUCACAAUCAGAAAACGAUAUACAAGAAAUAAAUCGAAUAAAAAAUAAAUCAAGAAAACCAUAUUAUCCUAGGCAUACUCCACCUGAUUUAUUAUUUGAAGAACAUCACAAAUAUACUAGUAAAGAAUACUCUGGAGAAAGUAUAUACGAAUGGAAUAUAGAUGGACGAUCAGAAUAUGAAAUGAUGAAUUUAUAUCAAGAAAUGAGAAUGGCUUACAAAGGUAGAGGAAAUAAUGAUCAACAAUCAUGCAUUUUAUUAAUAGCUGGUUUUACUGGAGCAUUAAGAUAUUGGUGGGAUAACUCAUUAGACGCAAUUACGCAAGAAUCUAUAAUUAAUCAUGUUGAAAUAAAACAACAAGAAGAUGAAGGACACGUAUUAAAUCAAAUGCCGGCACCACUAGAAGACGACACGUUGAAAGACCUUAUUCAAGCAACCUUUGCCUAUAAAUAUGUAUUCAUGAUCAAGGAAGGGGGCACGAGCGAUUUCACUCUCUAAACUUCUACUCUCUAAAACUCUCUCUUCUCUCUAUGCGAGGGUUAUGAUAAGGAUGCUCUCCUUAUUCAAGCAAUCUAGAAAAGGAUGCUCGUGCCCCCUUCCUUGAUCAUGAAUGCGUAUUUAUAGGCAAAGGUUGCUUGAAUAAGGUCUUUCAACGUGUCGUCUUCUAGUGGUGCCGGCAUUUGAUUUAUUAUUUGAAGAGCAUCACAAAUAUAAUAGUAAAGAAUACUCUGGAGAAAGUAUAUACGAAUGGAAUAUAGAUGGACGAUCAGAAUAUGAAAUGAUGAAUUUAUAUCAAGAACUGAGAAUGGCUACAAUGGCUUACAAAGGUAGAGGAAAUAAUGAUCAACAAUCAAGCAGUUUAUUAAUAGCUGGAUUUACUAGAGCAUUAAGAUAUUGGUGGGAUAACUCAUUAGACGCAAUUACGCAAGAAUCUAUAAUUAAUCAUGUUGAAAUAAAACAACAAGAAGAUGAAGAAGGACACGUAUUAAAUCAAAUGCCGGCACCACUAGAAGACGACACGUUGCAAGACCUUAUUCAAGCAACCUUUGCCUAUAAAUACGCAUUCAUGAUCAAGGAAGGGAGCACGAGCGAUUUCACUCUCUAAACUUCCACUCUCUAAAACUCUCUCUUCUCUCUAAAAAUUCCCAGUGUUUUUCUGAAUUUUAAGCUUGUAAUUUUGUAUCAAAAAAUUGUAUCCCAAAUAAAGAUCAAUAAAAGUAAGUUUUAAUCAUAUUCUGUGUACAUCCGCAUAUGUGUACAAACCAAAAUCUAGUUACUUUUCAAAACAAAAUAUCUGAACAUCCAAAGUGAACAAAGUUUAUUAUUUUAUUAUAUUAUCUUAUUAGUUAUGAUAUUUUAGCACAUGUGUCAAUUUUAAAUUUUUAAUUACCAUGAGUCAUGGUCAUGUUAAUUAGAAACUUCGAAAAACCAAAUUUUAUAUAAUUAUUAAUUACUAUGAGUCAUAAUCAUAUUAAUUAACAAUUUUGAAAAACCAAUCUUUAUAUAAUAAAAUAAUAAAAAUGUUACUAAAAAGAAACAAAGUUUAUUGUAAAAUUGAAUUUUGGAAAACCUAUAAAAAAACACUACGACUUAAUGUCAUAUUGAAAUGAGUUUUUUGCAUCGUAGUGGGUCUUAGUUGGAAGACGGAUCUUCAUUAAAAUGUGGAAAAGUAUUUCUGCUAACGCCUUCAAACAUUUUUUGUGUUGAAAAUCGAUUUGUCUUUGCGUGCAUUAUUUUUCCUCAACUUUGAAACUUUUAUGCUUGAAAUAUGGAUUUCCACGUAAGCUUCGAUUUCUUGUUGAAAGUUGGAAACCCAUAGACAAUAUCUUUACUGGACAGUGAAAAUUCCUACAAAAUAUUCACAAAAUGCAUUGUAUAGCAAAAAUAUAUGCAUGUAUAAGUCGAAUGUGUCAUAUCCAAAGGGGUGUGAACGUAUCAUGACCAAAUAGAUGCAAACAUAACAUCACUAAAAGGGUUCGAAUGUAAUAUUACCAAAACGGUGUAAAUGUAAAGUUACCAAAAUGGUGUGAAUGUAAUGUUACCGGAAGGGUGCAUGCGUAAUGUCACUGAAAUGGCAUAAGUUGAAAAGUCAUUGUGUGGGCUAAAGAAAACAUUAAGGUAGUGAUAUCAGAUGUUUGAUGAGAUUUUCUUAUCAAGUGGUUUAACUUAAACCAGCAUGAUGUGUUUAUAUAGCUGAUUGAUGAGUCCAAUUGUGGAAUAGUCAUUUACUUGUAUGUUGAUGACAUGUUGAUCUUUGGUAUUGACCUUUAACAAGUAUAAUUUA